Messenger RNA from Gambusia affinis (western mosquitofish), 8301 nucleotides. RefSeq names its product glutamate receptor, ionotropic, delta 1b (gene grid1b). Lineage: Eukaryota; Metazoa; Chordata; Actinopteri; Cyprinodontiformes; Poeciliidae. The record is from RefSeq and is a predicted model, not a curated record. The transcript has 19 exons. Bases 363 to 3596 code for a protein of 1077 amino acids. Gene Ontology annotation, molecular function: glutamate-gated receptor activity; transmitter-gated monoatomic ion channel activity involved in regulation of postsynaptic membrane potential. Gene Ontology annotation, biological process: monoatomic ion transport; synaptic transmission, glutamatergic; modulation of chemical synaptic transmission. Gene Ontology annotation, cellular component: postsynaptic membrane; plasma membrane.
GCAGUGUGUGAUGUCUCAGACUCGGAGGUAGAGAGUCAGAGCUGCUCGUCCGGCGGAUCUUCACCUCUGAAACAAACCCCCGGUGUCUCCUGUCAUCCUCCCCCCCUCUUCCCCUCUCACCUCCCCGGCUUCGCUCCUCUCUGGAGCCCCUGGAAGCUUCUCCCUGCUUUUUUUUCUUCUUCUUCUCUCUAAUCUCCUUCUUCAGCUCGACUUUGACCAACACUUUCUUCUGUGGGAUUUAGUUUUCUGUAACACUUCGCCGCCGCCGCUGCUCCCAUUCGGAUUUGCUCGCCAGUGAGAAGAAGAACCCCAAGAAUCGGCGAGGUGGAUCCGUGGAUGCGCCUCCGGGGCUCGAACUGGAGAUGGAAAUGCUGAUACUGUUAUUUCAUUCCUUGUGGAUAUUGCAGUGCAACACAGCGAGCGCCGACUCCAUCAUCCACAUCGGUGCGAUAUUUGAGGAGAACGCCGUGCGGGACGAUGAGGUGUUCCAGCUCGCCGUGUCCGACCUCAGUCUGAGCGAUGACAUCCUGCACAGCGAAAAGAUCACGCAUUCCAUAAAGCUCAUCGAGCCCAACAACCCUUUCCAGGCGGUGCAGGAAGCCUGCGAGCUGAUGAACCAGGGCAUCCUGGCACUGGUCUCCUCGACGGGCUGCGCCUCGGCCAGCGCCCUGCAGUCCCUGACGGACGCCAUGCACAUCCCGCACCUGUACAUCCAGAGGAACGGCGACGGCUCCCCCAGGACGGCCUGCCAGUUCAACCCGAGCCCCGGAGGGCAGCGCUAUACGCUGGCAGCCCGGCCGCCCGUACGCCUCAACAACGUCAUGCUGACGCUGGUGGAAGAGCUGCGCUGGCAGAAGUUCAUCGUGUUUUACGACGUAGAGUACGAUAUCCGUGGCUUGCAGGGCUUCCUUGAUCAGACGUCCCGUCAGGGUGUUGAUGUUGCGUUACAGAGGGUGGAUAGGAACAUCAGUAAAGUCUUCACCAACCUGUUCACCACCAUGAGGACGGAGGAGCUGAAUCGGUACCGGGACACGCUACGCAGAGCCAUCCUUCUGCUCAGCCCGCAGGGGGCGCACAUGUUCAUCCAGCAGGCUGUGGAAACAAAUUUGGCCUCCAAGGACAGUCACUGGGUGUUUGUAAAUGAGGAAGUCAGCGACACGGAGAUCCUGGAGCUGACCCACAGUGCACUGGGGCGCAUGACUGUGAUCCGACAGAUUUUCCCCCUGUGGAAGGACAGCAGCACCCGGUGUAUGAGGCAGAACCACCGGAUCUCAUCGCUGCUGUGCGACCCGCAGGAAGGAUACCUGCAGAACCUGGAGGUGUCCAACCUCUACCUGUACGACAGCGUUCUGAUGCUGGCCAACGCUUUCUACAGGAAGCUGGAGGACAGGAAGUGGCACAGCAUGGCGAGCCUAAACUGCAUCAAAAAGUCGACCAAGCCAUGGAACGGUGGCUGGUCCAUGCUGGAGACCAUUCAGAAGGGGAACAUCACAGGUCUGACAGGCAUCAUGGACUUUAAGGAGAGCGGCUCAAACUCCCACGUCCAGUUUGAGAUCCUUGGCUCCAGUUUCAGUGAGACCUUUGGCAAAGACAUCAAAAGGCUGGCGACAUGGGACUCUGUUCAUGGGCUGAACGGCAGCCUGAAGGAGAGUCGCAUAGAGAACGGGAUGCAAGGGCUGACGGUUAAAGUGGUUACUCUGUUGGAGGAUCCUUUCGUCAUGGUGGCAGAGAACAUCCUCGGGCAGCCCAAGAGAUAUAAAGGAUUCUCCAUCGAUGUCCUGGACGCCCUCGCUAAGAUCCUGGGCUUUAAAUAUGAGAUCUAUCAGGUCGCUGACAGCAAAUACGGCUCUCAGCUUCCCAAUGGCUCAUGGAAUGGGAUGAUUGGAGAUCUCAUCAGCAAGAGAGCCGACCUCGCCGUGUCAGCCAUUACCAUCACACCAGAGAGGGAGAACGUGGUCGACUUCAGCAAGCGCUACCUUGACUACAGCGUGGGCAUCCUUCUGCGGAAAUCCGAAGAGAAGAUCAACAUCUUCUCCCUGUUUGCGCCGUUCGACCUGGCCGUGUGGGCCUGCAUUGCAGCCGCCAUCCCAGUGGUGGGAGUGCUCAUCUUCCUGCUCAACAGGUUGCAAGCUCUGCGCUCCUUCUCCUCCUCCCAGAAUGCACCGCCGGGCCAUCUGUCCAACGGAGUGGGCUCGGGCACGCUGCACAGCGCCAUCUGGAUUGUUUAUGGAGCAUUUGUUCAGCAAGGGGGUGACGGCAUGGUCGGCUCGGUGGCCCUGCGGAUCGUCAUGGGCAGCUGGUGGCUCUUCACGCUCAUCGUGUGUUCGUCGUACACGGCCAACUUGGCGGCGUACCUCACCGUGUCACGCAUGGACCACGCCAUACGGUCAUUCCAGGACUUGGCGAGGCAGAUCGACGUGGAGUACGGCACAGUGAGAGACUCCGCCGUCUACGACUACUUCAGGAAUAAAGGCACGAACCCUCUGGAGCAGGACAGCACGUACGCAGAGCUGUGGAGAACCAUCAGCAAGAACGACGGCAUGGACUUCUCCGUGUCCAGCCCGUCAGAAGGCAUCCGCAAGGCAAAGAAGAGUCCUUACGCUUUCCUGUGGGACAUGGCGGUGCUGGAGUAUGCGGCGCUGACGGAUGACGACUGCACCAUCACGGUUUCAGGAAACAGCAUGAGCAGCAAAGGCUACGGCAUCGCCAUGCAGCACGGCAGCCCAUACAGAGACCUCUUCUCUCAGAAGAUCUUGGAGCUGCAGGAGAAAGGCGACCUGGACAUCAUGAAGCAGAAGUGGUGGCCUCGCACCGGCCGCUGCGACCUCAGCAGCCACGCCAGCGCCCAUCCCGACGGCCGCUCCCUCAAGCUACACAGCUUCGCUGGCAUCUUCUGCAUCCUGGCCGCCGGCCUCUUGCUGGCCUGCCUGGUGGCCGGCUUGGAAGCAUGGUGGAACAGCAACCGCUGCCGGCAGGAGCAGCCCAAAGAGGUCACUAAGGAUUACAGACUGGCAAGGGUUUCUGGUCCAUUGACAUAUAAUGACAUUACAACUGCUUCAUCGGAGGGGAGGAGGGACAUUUGGACAGACAGAGAGAGAGGCUGGGAUGAAGCAGAAGCAAUUGAUACAGGACAAGGAGGUGAAUCUGGAACAGGUGCAUCGUCGUAUGAACAGUCUUUUGGACGAGGACUUGGCCCACAAGCAGAUCACCGGUCCCUCUAUCGAGAUCUCUGCGCUGGACAUCGGCAGCAUGCAGCCCAGCCAGGCCUCUCUGGUACCGGGGCCGGAGUCCGUGCGGGACUACCCGCCCUCGGCCCUCACUGUGACCACCUACCUGCCCGGGGAGGGACCCCCACCUCCCCCUCUUCCCCACCCUCACCAUGGGGGGACCCUAGGCAGGACACUGCCCCCAUCCCAGGGCCCUGGCAGCACCACGUUGCCCCCGCACCACCCUCUCAGCAGCACCAGCCUCAGCGGCACCAUGCAGUGCAAACACCGGGCUCCCAACGGGGGGCUCUUCCGGCAGAGCCCUGGCAAGACACCCAUGCCAAUGUCCUACCAGGCAGUCUCCGCAGGACCCAUACCCGAAGCCAUUGAUCCCACCCACAGUACAUCCAUAUAGAGACAGGAUGGGACGGGGGUGGAGGGGUGUGGGUGGCGGCCGCUCUGGACUUUACCCAGGUCGGCAUGGGGGGUGGGUUGGGCAGGUUUAGAAGGGGAAAAACAUGUAUAAAUUAAAAACAUUUUGUAUCCUACCAUCCGUUCAGAGAAUACGUUUAAAAGAGGGGGGAAAAAAAUGGGUAUGUGUGGGGCCCGGGGCGGGCAGACGGGUUCCGGGCGGGCUGUAAUUUUUUUCUGUACAUAUCUGUAAAUAUCGAGACAAUGAGUGAGGUCAAAGUGUAUUUUGAAUAUUCUCAAUUUUUGAAGUUGAGUUAUAAAACACGAAAAAAGAUAAAAAAUCUAUAUCUAUACACUGAUGAAACGUUCUGACUGUUUGAAUGGCUUUGUAAAUUUUGUUCAAUUAAAAACAAUGACGCGGAUUUCAUCGUGAUUGUUUUCUAAGUGCCGAAAUUAAACGAUGUCUCUCGCCACAACUCAUCCGUGUAAACGUACUACCCAUGAUGCACUGCUGUAGGGGACGUUGUAGUGUUGGACACCUACUGUUAUGCACCUCUGUACCAAACCUAUAUCCAGUAUACCUUCAGACUCAUCGGACAAAAAUGGUCACUCUUCCCCCUUUUGUGUUACUAUAAAAUAAACUUGAUUUUUUUUUUUUUCAUUAGGCCCGAGCAGCGAAGCUCUACUAUUUAUUUAUUUGUUUUUUUCAUUUCAAAGCCGAGGUCGACAUCUGUUCUUUUUUUGUAAACGGUGUUUGUAUGAGGAAGAGAUGUUUUUGUUUCACACAGUCGAAUACAUUGUUUAUAUGGACAUUUUCUAUUUGCCGUCGCUUUUUAAAAAGAUGAAUGAAAGGAAAAGUAGAGCAAGAAGGUGAAGACUUCAGGCUGUGAUCACACAGACGCUGCCUGUAAUCUGAGGGAGAACUUCCACUUUUAUCGCUGUUGGACUUUGGGUCCCCUCAUGUUUCUAAUUAGUGGAUGAAGACGACCAUUUUAAAAUAUAAUCAAGAAAAUUUGCUCUUCAAAUGGAACAUAUCCAGCUUUGACCUGUUUAGAGAUGUGCUGAUCGGGUUUAUCAAACCUAACUGACUUUAGGUUUUCUCAGUUCUGAUUUUGACUGAUCGCUAUUUCUUUUUUCUUCUUUUUUUUCCAUCUGGAAUGUGACAAAACAACGGAGACGGUGGUUUACACAGAAAGCAGAAGCUGAUCCCAAUUAAUGCAUAGAUGUAGUUGCCUCAAACGUUUAUCCUUUCUUUUACUUAAAUGCCCAUAAAUGAAGAUGCUAUAUUCCAAUAAUAGGAGUUCUUAAUUUUGUUGCCCUUAACCAAUGGAGCAAGGAAGACAGUUUUUUUCAGUAUUUCACCAAGAAGUACCUGACAAUUAUCACCUCCCUACAUAUUUUAAUAGGAUAAUCUGCUAAAGCAUGAACUACUUACUUAUCCAAAUUUAUAGAUAUGACCUUUUUUGUUGUUGUCGUUUCUAAUCCCGGUAAGAAGCGAACAACCUGACUUGAUAAUCAAAUGUAACCAUCAGCAAUAUGAUAUUUUUCCUACAGGUUGCUACUUUUUUUUUAAACAGGUUUUACCAUCUUGUGGCGACAGCAUUUGCACAACCAAAUUCAAACUAGAAAAAAAAAAUGACUAGAUCCAUUUUAGGUUUCCCCAAUCCGAGGCCUCAGCAGCUGGAGUCCUGAAUGUUUUGGAUGUUUCCCUAAUUCAACAAUCCCACUUCAAAUGAAUAGUUUAUUAGUGGGUCUCUGCAGAGCUCGACGGCAUGCUGAGAAGGUAAUUCAGCAAUUGGAGUUGAAGCCGACCCAUCUUAAACCUGCCGGCCAUCUGCCCUUGAGGACUGGAAUGAGAUUUUGCUGAUAUAAAUGCUUUAAAACUAUCCCUGCAUUCAUGUAGGUUUUGAUACAUUGGCUUAACCGGAAGUAUAGAAUGAAAAAUAUAUAAUUGUCACCAGAGCUAGGUAAAGAUGAGAAGUAUCACACAAAGUAAGAUAACAUGUACUCCACAGCAUAAGUGUUCACAAAUCUGAGCUAAUAUGCUAAUACUGAGAUUAAUGCAAAACGAAGCGUUUCAGAAAUGCGUUUAGAAAAACAAGCUAGGUGGUGUAUAGGUGCUGUUGAAGACGACUCACAAUUUGAAGAGAAAAUACUUCUUUUCACUUGCUCAUUUAUCAGUUCAGGAGUGUCUAAGAAAUGAUUUAGUCCUCAACAGGUCUUAAACUAAGAUGAAUGCCACCACACAAUACUGGACAGCUAUGUCCAACCUUCUUGUUCUUAUUGAAUUUGGAGGGAGCGUAGAACAUUGGUCAUUUUUGCGUAAAAUUACCAAUGUAUCUCCCUGUGUACAUGAACCACUUUAGCCUCCCAGACAAGCCCAUCCUCUUAUUUAAACCGCAGUGAACUCCUGCCUAGUCCCUGUUCAGUAUAUUCUGUAAAACUCCAUACUUGUGGAAACUUUGCCGGCUUGAUGAUUGUUUUUAUAGAGGCUGUCAAAACAGUUAGAAGAAAGCUUAGGAAGCUGAACUACCAAGGUGCACAACUAUUGGUUGACGUUUGCAAGGCAGCCAAUCCAGAAGCACCAUUCAUUUCCCUUGGCGCUGACUAGCUGUACUCCCAAGAGCAGAGAUACGGAAUAUGUUAGCUUCUGCAGUAGCGCUCACAUCAUUUAAACUGUGAGAAUUAAUGCAUGUUAAGGUACAUCUGGUGUUUGAACUAACAAAACAGGCAAUUAUAAGGCUUUUUAAAAGGGACCUCAAAUAUCACCGGAUUUCCCUACCCUUUGUGAAUACCGGGGCUCCACUAUAAUCUCAACUCAACCUCAACUGACUCUUCAUGGCAGCUCUUUAGAUGGCACACUGGUUUGAACAUAUGAAGAGCAGAGGUGAAGGGAGAGAGGCCAGAGAAAAAGAAUCAAGGGAUUUCUCACUAGGAUAUCAAAGCAGAUUUUUGCAUCCUUGGUGUCUCUGAAAGUUAAAUUAUUCACACAGGGAAAACACCAGACCUCUCUUCACUGUAUCUAUUUAAAACAAGCUUUGCGUCCUUGUCGCCUUUCUUCUUCCAUUCAUGAUUUAAUCUGCCACAUUCUUCGUACAAUCUGGGUAAAGCCUAAACUCUGGCUGGGAUUAUUGCAGUGACCCAUACCCGACCUGAGCGAAAUGUUUACGUUUGGCAGACUUUGAGAUGGACUGGACCCAGGUGUAAUUUAGGCCACAACUACAAAUGUUGAAUUCCAUCAUUCUACCAAGAGAGACAUUAAUUCUUAAAUGAAGAACAUUUGAACAAUUGGCCAUGUUCCCAAGAAUAGACGUCAAGGAAUCGAGGCUUGUGUUGAACGGUUGAAGACCUAUCUGCAACUGUCCUUUGAGCAGAGAAGGCCACAGUAGAGAUGUUUCACUAUUACUCACUUGACCAUGUUUAGAGGAAACAAAACACUGCGUAACAGCACUGUGGUGGAGUGGAUAUGGGACUUGCCUUACAGCCACAGGCUCUGAACACUUCACAGUUGAUGGCUGAACCAUGAACUCUGCCAUGCACCAGUGUGUGCUAGAGACAAAUGUAAGGCCAUUUAUCUGACAGCUGAAGCCUGUUCCAAACAUGGUCGUCAGCAGUAUAAUGAGCAAAGACUAAACACCCCCCACCCAAAAGACACAAGGGCCAAAACACAAGAAUCAAGGUGUUGCUGUGGCUCAGUCAAAGUCUAGACCUCAACCUGUUUGAAACAUAAUUGUUGGACAUUUAGAGAGGUGGGCUAAGCACAAAACUCAGUGAAUUGAAAGAAGAGUGGGGCACAAAAUCAGACAGAAAAUCAAAGUUAUUGGUGUCUAAAGUGAUUCUAUAAACUGUUAAGUCAGAGUGAACAUAGAGCUUCCACACAGUGCUAUAAUGAUUUGGUUGUUUUCUAAAUAAUUAAUUUAAUAAUUAUUAAAUUACCCAAUGUGUUGUUAUUCUGAGGUGGUAUUAAUCUAAUUUUAAGGUGUGAUGAGGACCAAAUGAGGAAUUUUAUGUGCCGGAAAAUGUAAAACAUGUCAUAUUACAGUCUGAUAACCUCGUAGUACAAACGUAACUGGUGUUAUUCAAGAGGGUUAUUGUGGUGAUUUAGAACUAAAAUAACAUUUCCAUUUAAUCAUUAUGUCGUUAUCCCUUCUUUGAUCUGAGACUGAGAUGAGUGACAGAACCAAGUGAAAAUUAGGGGAUUCAUCAUGUUCAGCUUUUUACUCUUAGUUAUAUUUUGUGCUGAUUAGUUGUCCAGGAAUAUUUUUAAACAUUUGAAAAGUGGGUACUUCUUCAGUUGGCAGGGCAGAACAUGUACGAUGCAUAUCACUGUGCUAAAGUGGAUCCGUCGAAGUAGAUCCACCUGUUUUUAUCCGCUCGAAGGUUUUCGGCUCCCGUCUAAACAGACUCUACAUUGAUGUUUUCUAUCGGUGUCAGUAGUUGAUCUUGUGUUUCGGUUUGCUUUUCAAUCUGUGCUUCACAUCCUGACUGAGUGAAGACCCUGAGGUUACGGUUGGUCAGAUACGCGGAGGUGGAUUUUAUGUUCAAACUCCAGCGCCCUGAAUCGAGAUGAUGACACGAACUGUUGAGGCUGAUCGUCUGUCACGAGUCCAUCUCUGAGGGAAAUCCCUAUUUUAUUUAUGAAUAUGCUGCUUGGAGUUUCUUAAUCUUUAAUAAAGAAAUAUGG